Molecule: messenger RNA, 1325 nt
Organism: Puntigrus tetrazona (Sumatra barb)
Lineage: Eukaryota; Metazoa; Chordata; Actinopteri; Cypriniformes; Cyprinidae
Gene: hemk2
Product: N-6 adenine-specific DNA methyltransferase 1
Exons: 7
Coding region: 96-755 (219 amino acids)
Biological process (GO): methylation
Cellular component (GO): eRF1 methyltransferase complex
Molecular function (GO): nucleic acid binding; S-adenosylmethionine-dependent methyltransferase activity; protein methyltransferase activity
Source: RefSeq, a predicted model, not a curated record
ACUUGCGACAGUAACCGGAAAUGCUGCGUGCCGAGUCCACGCGCUGUUGUGUUUGAAAACCAUGCGCUUGGAGCAGGCAGGGCCUUGCAGCUGUCAUGUACCCGACUCCCCUGUACGCUCCGGCCGGCCGCGGCGCUUUCACAGACGUGUACGAACCGGCCGAAGACUCGUUCCUGCUGAUGGACGCUCUGGAGAAGGAUGCCGAGCGUCUGAAGGCAAGCAGGCCGGCGGUGUGUCUGGAGGUGGGCAGCGGGUCCGGAGCGGUCUCGGCGUUCCUGGCGUCUGUGCUCGGGCCCCAAGCGCUGUAUCUCUGCACCGAUGUGAACCCGGCGGCUGCGCAGUGCACACUACAGACAGCUCACUGCAACCACCUGCAGCUGCAGCCCGUCGUCACCGACCUGGCUGAGUGUUUUCUGCCGAGGCUGAAAGGAGAAGUGGACGUGCUUGUUUUCAAUCCGCCGUACGUCGUCACGCCAUCAGAGGAGGUGGGCAGUCGAGGGAUCGAGGCGUCGUGGGCCGGAGGGAUCCGCGGGCGAGAGGUGAUGGAUCGGAUCUUUCCCAUGAUUCCUCAGCUGCUGUCGGAUCACGGGGUGUUUUACCUGGUGACCGUCUCCGAGAACCACCCAGAAGAGAUCGUGGAGGUGUUGGGCGGCUCAGGACUGAAGGGUCAGGUGUGUUUGAGUCGUCACGCCGGACGAGAGACGCUCUCUAUACUGCGCUUCAUACACUCUUCAUCGCUCCUGUACUCCUCGUGAUUCCUCGUUUGGGGGAGUUAUUAUUAAAAGUGCAUUUUAUGCAAAACCGAGAGAGUCGUCGACUAACUCAAAUAAAAGAACGGAAAGGGGUUGUUAUAACUAUCAUCAUUCGAAAGAUGGAAGUGUUUCUUUUGCUAUAAAAUAAGGGUUUUAAUAUUUAUAUAUUUUUUCAUUUUUGCUUAACAUUUUAGUAGUGUUUUCGGUAACACUAAAAAUAAAGUUCAUUAGUUAGCAUUGGUUAUUAUUGUUAUAUUAAACUGCAGAUUUAAAUCUGUUAUUAAAUCUCUGGUUGUGUUAACAUUAAUGCACUGGGAGCUAACUAACGUUAUCAGAGAAUAAUAUUACAAAAGACACCUUAUUGUUGUGUUUACUGCGUUUUUCUUGGUUUUAGUGUCAACAUAAAAGAAAAAAGAUUUUUUUCUAUUUUUUCAUGUUUUUUCCAACAUACUUUAAUAUGACGAUAUAAAGAUGGAAAUAUUUUUUCUUCCAAAAAUUAAGGUAAAUGUGUUUUUGUUGGUGUUUUAGCUCUCUAGUUAAGAGAUUGGAAUAAAGCUGUUUUGAUGUUCUUGA